This is a messenger RNA of Aspergillus ibericus CBS 121593, 547 nucleotides long. RefSeq lists its product as uncharacterized. NCBI's taxonomy places the organism in Eukaryota, Fungi, Ascomycota, Eurotiomycetes, Eurotiales, Aspergillaceae. The record is from RefSeq and is a predicted model, not a curated record. The transcript has 2 exons. The coding region runs from base 95 to 421 and encodes 108 amino acids.
AGCAGCCGCAACAGCCGGGGGCAACGCACCAUAGUAAUUAACGAGUGAAUGAUGGAGCCGGGUUUUGUUUUCUACCUCAUCUUCUUCCGCAACAAUGGCCAUCCGUAUCCAUUCAUUUACCCAUCCACCCAUCCACCCAUUUUCACCUCGAAUGUCUCGUGACUCAAAUUGGACAUGGAUACUUGUGCUUCUCUUCUCUCACUAUUUCCUUCCUUCCUUCCUUUUAUUCCCUCUCUCUGCCUUGUCCAUCCACCUCAUGGUCGGCGUAAAAUCGGUCCAGUCUGCCUUUAUUGUUGUCAGCGUUGAAGAGAUCAUCACCACCUGUCUGUCUGUCUGUCUGUCUACCUGUCUACCUACCAUCUACCCAUAUACAAAUUCAUUGAAAAGCUACUUACCUAUUUGUGAGCCAAUGUUCCACUGAAGUCCCGGUGAUCUCCUUACCGUACACUACUGCCCCCUACACUACUGUUCAGAUGUAGAGUGUCUCAUUACAUAAGUACUGUAAUCAAGCCCCCAUCCACUUGUUUGUUUGAAAGGCAUUCAUUCG